Messenger RNA from Centruroides sculpturatus (bark scorpion), 635 nucleotides. RefSeq lists its product as uncharacterized. The transcript has 4 exons. Bases 135 to 635 code for a protein of 166 amino acids. The record is from RefSeq and is a predicted model, not a curated record. Lineage: Eukaryota; Metazoa; Arthropoda; Arachnida; Scorpiones; Buthidae.
GUUGUUUUAAAACCGAUUUAUUCUAAUAAAGGAGUAAAUGUUUACGUAAGAAGCAAUACGAAAUGGAUUAAUUUGUUCCCGAUCUCCAAAACAAAGGAAAAAAAUCAACUGAUACAGAAAUAUUAAUAGACUUCAUGGAAAGAAAUCCUGAUAUGUUAACACACAGUGCAUCAGCUAUAGCUUCAAAAAUGAAAAAUGAACGUUACGCUUUCAUUACGACAGAGAUGUUUGCGAGAGGAAGAAUUUUGUUGUUAUUUCAAGGCAAAUCAUCACUGAGUGAAGAUAAUUUUAAGUCCAUUCUAUCAGGAUAUUUGCUUAGAAAAGAUUUUCCAUACAAAAGAUCAAUCAACAAAAUCAUAACUCGUUUAUUUGAGGUUGGAAUUCUACAACAUAUUGUAGGAAAAGAGCAUUAUAGUCAGCAUGAAGAUAAGGAUAAAGUUCACCCAUUAAAGCUAGAAGAACUUGCAGGAAGUUUCGUUGUUCUUCUUAUUGGAUAUAUAUUAUCUCUUCUUUCUUUUAUUGGCGAAUUGCGUAAAGUUAUUACAUUUUUCAUGUUUAAAUCAAGUAAUAUUUUUCGGAUACCCGAACAACUAAAAUUAUGGAAGUUGGAAUAUUAUUGCUUGGUGACUUUUUGA